AUGUCGCCCGCCACAGAACAGCCGCCAGCCCAGCCGCCGGCCAGCGCGUCUCGUCCGCGCGCAAAGUCCAGCGCCUUCAGCUUCCACAGCGACAAGAGCUCCAAACACGAGCGCAAAAUCAGCGAGGGCGAGAAGCGCAAGACCCAUUACGACCCCAACACCAAAGCCAAUCCCAACGCCGCCAUGAAUGAGAUUCAGCCCAUCGCCGCUGCCCUCGAAAAGCCCACGCUUCAGUCGCUUCGCUCGUUCCAGCACACUGAUUCUACAGGAAAUCCCAUUGUCGACCCAGAUCUCUCCAAUCCCACUCGCUCAAGAUGGGAACGUCCCCUCGACACCAUCCGCUCCUUCGAAGCCGCCAUUGACGGCGAAUACAAACGCCGCGUCCAAACCACACGCGGUGAUCAGAGCGAGGUCAUGAGCGCCUACGGCAGCCGACGAAACAGCUACUAUGGCGGCCACGAGCAGAACCGCUAUUCUCAAGCCAACAACUCCCCGUACAACCGCCAGUCCGGCCGCGACAGCUACGAUGCCUACGGCGCUGGCGGCCCCGUCGGCGGCUACCAACGAAUGCGCUACGGAAACCGGAUGCAAUCCGAUCCUGGGUGGAAUCGUGGCGGAGCGAACAAUGUCUACCCGCAAAACGGCUACCAACAAUCCCGCGAUACAGUCAACACGAACGGCUCCAACGGCAGCCACAGCGACGGUCCUCACUCCAACGAACCUAGUAGCGAUAACAGUUCGAUUGAGCGUGGUGUUCCCGUGCGACCCCCGCAACACGACAUGGGCGACCCAUUUGGAUAUAGCAGCUUCAACCGGGGACCGAUAAGGGAGGAGUAUGGACAGCAGGGUCCGUCUCAGCAACAGGGUCCAUACUUUCCUUCACAACAGCAGAAUCAAGGUGUGCCGCCACCGCCACCGAAACAUGCCACACCGUCGGCGCCUAUCAAAUUGGGUAAUUCGGGGCCGCCAGACGCGGGCGCCCAUCGACCACCGCUUGCGUCGAAGAAAUCAGACGACAAGAGAAAGAGUUGGUUCAAGAAGCGCUUUAGCAAAGAUUAG
This is a messenger RNA of Plenodomus lingam JN3, 1059 nucleotides long. RefSeq lists its product as uncharacterized. NCBI's taxonomy places the organism in Eukaryota, Fungi, Ascomycota, Dothideomycetes, Pleosporales, Leptosphaeriaceae. The record is from RefSeq and is a predicted model, not a curated record.